Molecule: messenger RNA, 829 nt
Organism: Drosophila nasuta
Lineage: Eukaryota; Metazoa; Arthropoda; Insecta; Diptera; Drosophilidae
Product: PI-stichotoxin-Hcr2e
Exons: 1
Coding region: 136-471 (111 amino acids)
Molecular function (GO): serine-type endopeptidase inhibitor activity
Source: RefSeq, a predicted model, not a curated record
CAAAAUACAAUAAAAAAACAAAGUAAACGCAGCAAAAGAAAGAAAGCCGACGCAGAUCAUAGAUCACAUAAAUAAACUCAACUAAACAAAUUCGCGUAUUCUCGUGCCAAAAAUCCGUAUUUGAAUCGAACCGGAAUGUGUGCCCAGCUGAAAGUCUUUGGAGUCGUGGUGAUGGUGUUGAUGAUGCUAUUGGUGGCGUGUCAGGCGCGUCCCAUGGAUCUGUACGAUGAUGUCAGCGACUUCUUCGAUGCCAUCUCACUGGACGAUGUGGCGAACACUGGACGCAACACGCAUCCCGAGCAAUUCUGCAUGAUGCCCGCUCGCAAAGGUGUUUGUCGUGCCUUGAUCCCCAGAUGGCGAUACGAUCCGGAGCAGAAAAAGUGUGUGGAAUUCAAAUUCGGUGGCUGCGAUGGCAACGAAAACAAUUUCCCCAGCUACAAGACAUGCAUGGCCACCUGCGAAGGCAUGUAGAGGGAAAUUUCGAAGGGAAAUUUAAGGGGAGUUCUGCUGGUCGGUGUUUCCGUUUCCGAUUAGCCGGCGUUGCCAAAGGCGCAUGCUUUUCUUUCACCCGAAUCGAAGGCAGCAUUUACUUAUAAAACACAUUCACAUUCACACACACACACAAACACGCACAACAACAACACACAUUAUUCAUUAAGCAACUGUCUUUCAAUAUUUCUCUUAAUAUUUAUGCAGUUUCUUAUUUUGUAAGUAAUUUCAUGCAUCAUUUUCUAUUGCUUUACAUAAGGUGUUCAACACUUGCGUAGCUCUUAAGUUAUUGUGAUAAUUAUUCAUGAUGAAAUAAAAUACAUAAAACAUUUUUUAUAAA